Molecule: messenger RNA, 1080 nt
Organism: Aspergillus glaucus CBS 516.65
Lineage: Eukaryota; Fungi; Ascomycota; Eurotiomycetes; Eurotiales; Aspergillaceae
Exons: 2
Coding region: 45-1001 (318 amino acids)
Source: RefSeq, a predicted model, not a curated record
GUGGUGGAAUUCUGAUAACACGCACAAGACUCAAGGAACCCACCAUGUCGACACUUUCGACCAACCCAGACUACUCAGAGGAGUUCGAGGACAAACCACUCCCUUUGAACUUGUAUGACGAAUAUGACGACGAAGAAGAUCUCUGGGUCAAACCAAGACUAGAAAACUUGGUCAAUGGGACGUUGACUCCCAAACAGCUCGCCAUCGACGUUGACGCUAUGAUCACAGAGGAUACAAACCGAAAAUUUGACGAGUUGAUGAAACGACCAGACCCCCGAAAUCUGACCGAGGAAGAGGAAGAAAAUGAGAGCAGCAUAGCGCCCCAUCCCAGAUCCCAUAUCUCUCUAUUGUUCUCUGUCAUUGUGCAACUGUGUACGGCCUUUCCAGCCUAUCACCCGGGACAGACUCAUAUUGUUGAAUUUCUUUUCGCACUGCAAUCCCUCUCCCGCCAUGAAGUCUAUACAGGUCUGCCUCCGAAAGACCCUAGCGAGCCGUAUCGGACUGUGACACUCUGGCCUCUCGAGGAAGAUGGAGGAGACUGGCAGAUGCUUUCGUAUCUUUUUAAGGAGGCGAUGAAAGUAUGGCUUGCUCCAUAUCGCUUGCGGAACCUCAACGCCGCCAUGGCCCGAUUGGCUUCCUUGAAACUUUGCAACUGCGAUAGAUAUAGCGCUCUUCUAUAUAUAAUGCCGUCAAAUAAUGAAUAUCUUGAUUUGGAGGAGCGUCCCAUCGAUGGGCCGAACAGACUGGGUAACAAUUUGAUUGCAGCUGCCCAGUGGAUCUUGCCACUGGAAGAAGGCCAUUUUGCCUAUCAAGAGUGCAAAAAGUUUGAGAGUGAGCCGGAGUGGCCACAUAUUUGGUGUAUGGUGCAUUGGAGGGAAUGGAAGCGUCAGUUUGCUUUUGUUGCGGGUGAUGAGCGAUUUGCUGCAAAGUACAGGGAGGUGGCCGAGCGGUCUUAUUGUCAGAUGCUUGUAUACGAGGAGGAAGAUUCCAAGGGCCAAUAACAAUAAUCAGUAUCAAUCUGCUAAAAUACAUUGUACCUUCCACGACACCUGCACCAAAUGAAGCCUUGGUGCAUCACAC